GGAACUUCUUGCCUUGGCUUGAAAUAGAUCCCUUUUGUUUUGUUGUCUUCUUUCUCACCACACAAAUCACAUUCAAUCCUCACAGGGUAACAGCACCUGAUUCUUGAAAGGGAAAAUAUUCAUCGUGAACAGAGACUGCAAAUUACUUCGGGUAGAUGGUCCAUGAUUAUGGAUGGGGGAGAAAGAAAGUUGAAGGGUUGGGGGAAAAAAAUCAAUAACUUUCUAUCUGCCUUUAAUUCCAACCAUCCCGCUUCAGAAGCGUGACAAGAAGGUGGAGUAUCAGAAACAACAUGCAAUGAAGAUGCAGAUCUGAACACAAAUUCCCAAGAAAGAUAGAAUUGACUGCCUAUUAUUCAAGCUAAACAGAGCACUCAUGGAGAAGCUUAUCAAGCCAAGCGACAAGGAGUUCAUGAGGAUGGCCAUUUUAAAACAUGAAGAGACUUUCAGAGAGCAGUUACAUGAGCUCCAUCGGUUGUACCGGAUCCAGAAGAUGCUGAUGAAGAAUAUGAAAAAUGGAAGAGCUGUUGAUGUCACCCAACGAGAAUGGAACUUGAAGAAUGCGAUUAGUUUAACUCAAACCACUAAUCAUCGAAAAGAUGCACAGAAAAAGCCAGAAAUCAAAUUUGAUCUUGAACGGCCAGCGGAGGAACACAUUGCAGAAUCAGAUGGUGAUGAGGUAGAGAUCAUGGAUGAAUCUGAGAUUGAGCUGACACUAGGCCCGUCAAGUUACUGCGACCGUAGAAAGAAAGUUGAUACACCACUAACUUCAGAUUCUGGAUAUAGCUUGUCUUCUUCUUCCACUGGAUCCAGCCAUAUAAACAAGACAGCGAGAGAAGAUUCAAGUGGAAUGAGAAACAGUUUUGUUGAUAUUGAAGAACGAUCAAGACAAGAGAGGCUAAAACAGCCACCUUGGCUCUUUCAAGUGUUGAGUCUGAACAUGACUCAAUUAAAUACAUAGUUAAAUCGCUGUUUAUGGCUAACUUUGUGGAUGAUGUUUUUCAUCUGGAAUAUUCUGCCUAGUCGUCAAGUGUGGUGGAUUUUGAUGAAGUCGAAUAUAACCUGUUUCCCCGGUGACCUUCCAGUUGCACUCAACAUCAUUAUCAGCUAAAGCCAUGAAAAUAUCAUUUUGUUGAUUAUGGCGAUCAGUCAUGUCUCUAAGCUUCUGAACGCCCUGGCAAUAGUUUUGCGCCCUUCGUCUGGAAGACUAGAGAUGUAAUUAUGGAAGAGGAUAUAUCAAAUUAUGUAGAUAAGUUGUUUUCCA
Neltuma alba is the source of this 1261-nucleotide messenger RNA. RefSeq lists its product as uncharacterized. Lineage: Eukaryota; Viridiplantae; Streptophyta; Magnoliopsida; Fabales; Fabaceae. The record is from RefSeq and is a predicted model, not a curated record. Bases 374 to 958 code for a protein of 194 amino acids. The transcript is spliced from 4 exons.